GAAACCGUCGUCCCAAAUCGUCUUCUUUGCCCGUAAGAAUAUCUUCCAAAUUGAUAUCGCCUUAUCCUAAUUUCUCGAUUUUGUGGUCAAGCGGGGGCAGAUUGGUGGUCUUAUUGCUCGUUCUUUUUGUCUAUUUUCUAUCCUUAAAAGAGUUUGAUUUCUUGAUGUGGUUCCUUCUUUCUGUUUCAAAUUUCUGGGUUCUAGGGUCAAUUGUUUUGAAUCUGAGUUGAUUAAACCUGCUGGGUUUUGAUAAGUUAUUGAUGGCCACGAGGAGGAUUCAGAAGGAGUUGAAGGACUUGCAGAAUGAUCCUCCCACAUCUUGCAGUGCAGGCCCUGUUUCUGAGGACAUAUUCCAUUGGCAAGCAACCAUUAUGGGGCCUUCUGACAGCCCCUUUGCUGGUGGUGUAUUCAUAGUGUCAAUUCACUUCCCACCAGAUUACCCAUUCAAGCCACCGAAGGUGUCAUUCCGCACCAAGGUUUUUCAUCCAAAUAUCAACAGCAAUGGUAGCAUAUGCCUUGACAUUCUCAAGGAACAGUGGAGCCCUGCACUGACAAUAUCCAAGGUGCUGUUAUCCGUUUGCUCACUUCUGACGGAUCCUAACCCAGAUGAUCCACUGGUACCAGAGAUUGCUCACAUGUACAAGACUGACAGAGCCAAAUAUGAGGCAACCGCCCGCUCCUGGACACAAAAAUAUGCCAUGAGUUAGAAGCCUCUUUUCUGGUUCUUCCGUACUACCUUUUAUCAGUAAAUAAAUAGCAUAGAUGAUUUUGUGAUAGGGUCAAUGACUGUUUUAUCACUGAAUUGCUCGGGUAACGGCUUUAUGUUUUUGUAGUGGAUGUGAAUACCGAUAUCCAAUAUUUUGAUACAUCUUCCACUCUUUGUUGAAGGGGAAUGUGCAAUUCUCUUGUUUCA
Molecule: messenger RNA, 913 nt
Organism: Elaeis guineensis (African oil palm)
Lineage: Eukaryota; Viridiplantae; Streptophyta; Magnoliopsida; Arecales; Arecaceae
Product: ubiquitin-conjugating enzyme E2-17 kDa
Source: RefSeq, a predicted model, not a curated record